UCUCUGCCAGCUCUAAGGACGUGUCUCAUUCACUCUUGCUGCGCAGGUUGUGAGCAAGGGAAAGAGAGGGAGGAGAGACAGAGAGAGAAACACACGCCACCUAGAACGGUCAAACAAGAGUAACAGAGCCAGACAGAAACAGGGAGAGAGGAAGAAGGGAGGGAACAGGGGAGAUAAAGGAGAGGAGAAAUAGCUGACAGUGAGUGAAAGAGGAGAGGGACAAAGAUAAACAAAGAGAAGUCCAUCUGUUUUGUUUUUGAAGGGGGAGAGUGGCAGAGAGGUAGAGAGAGAUAGAGAGAGAGAGAGAGAGAGAGAGAGCGGUAGACCCAGCAGAAGCAGGACUACUGUACGGUGUGUUGUGUUGGGACCUUCCUCCAGGGAGCCUAGCGGAGCAGAGCCUGGUGCCUGGUGAGAGAGUGACCCACCUGGGACACAGACACAGCCAUGGAUCCCUCUGCGUCGGCUGAAGUUGGGGACGAGUGCAAGGAGAGCAGGAAGAUCCACUUUGCUGUGCAGUCCUCGGCACCCACCCAACUGGACCCCCGGCAAGUAGAGAUGAUCCGGCGUCGGAGACCAACACCUGCAACACUGUUCAGAGUGGCAGACCAGGGUUCUCCUGAGGAUGAUCAGUCUACCCAUCAGUGGGUUGUAGGAGAAAAUGGGGUACUGAAGCCCAAGCGAGUCAACCCAAAUGUGUAUCAGCCACCAUCCCUGAAAGCCGUCCAGAAGAUGGCUGAGGCACACAUGCAGAACCUGGGUGUCUACCCCCCCUUGGAAGACCCCUUUGAGGGGGAGGAGUACAACGACUACCCCUGUCAUGAGGAAAGGGAGGAAAGAUUCCCCACCAAAGCUGCUGAUCCCCAAGCGACCAGCACCAUAGACCAAUCAGAGAAGCCGGAGGAAGAGGAGGAAGAGAAAGAGAAAGGAGAGGAGAAAGAGGAGGAAAAGACGGAAGAAAAGUCAGAGGAGAAGGCAAAGAAAGUGCGCAAAAGUGUAAAGUUUUAAGACAACUUUGAACAAAAACAAAUAAAGGGAGAGACGGAUGGUU
This is a messenger RNA of Coregonus clupeaformis (lake whitefish), 1048 nucleotides long. RefSeq names its product protein phosphatase 1 regulatory subunit 1B-like. The transcript is spliced from 5 exons. Gene Ontology annotation, cellular component: cytoplasm. The coding region runs from base 445 to 1005 and encodes 186 amino acids. Gene Ontology annotation, biological process: intracellular signal transduction. Gene Ontology annotation, molecular function: protein phosphatase inhibitor activity. The record is from RefSeq and is a predicted model, not a curated record. NCBI's taxonomy places the organism in Eukaryota, Metazoa, Chordata, Actinopteri, Salmoniformes, Salmonidae.